This is a messenger RNA of Octodon degus (degu), 12793 nucleotides long. RefSeq names its product AHNAK nucleoprotein (gene Ahnak). Gene Ontology annotation, cellular component: cytoplasm; nucleus; costamere. Gene Ontology annotation, biological process: regulation of RNA splicing. NCBI's taxonomy places the organism in Eukaryota, Metazoa, Chordata, Mammalia, Rodentia, Octodontidae. Bases 200 to 12013 code for a protein of 3937 amino acids. Gene Ontology annotation, molecular function: protein binding. The transcript has 9 exons. The record is from RefSeq and is a predicted model, not a curated record.
GUACAAGAGCCGCCUGCGCGCGCUGGGCUUCGAGCCGCCCGCCCCGCCCGGCUGCGGACCGCGGAGCCAGAUCCCGACCCAUGGGCGCGCGGAGGCUGAGCCAGGCUUUGUGACUGAUUCUGAAAACAGAGGCUGCGCAGGGAGUGAGGACGAGGGGCGGGCUUCCAGCCACAUCUGCUCAGGAUCUGGACCUGCCGAGAUGGAGAAGGAGGAGGAGACCACGCGGGAGCUGCUACUGCCCAGUUGGCAGGGCAGUGGCUCUCAUGGGCUGACCAUUGCGCAGAGGGAUGGUGGCGUGUUUGUGCAGGAGGUGCAGCAGGACUCCCCUGCCGCCCGCACUGGUGUGGUCCAGGAGGGGGACCAGAUUGUGGGUGCCACCAUCUACUUUGACAACCUGCAGUCUGGGGAGGUGGCGCAGCUGCUGAGCACUGUGGGCCGCCACACUGUUGGCCUGAAGCUGCACCGCCCGGGCGACCGCUCCCCCGAGCCUGGCCAGGCCUGGUCGCACGAGUCUGUGGGCUUCCGCAGCCCUGAGGUGGUUCUGAGUGGGGAUGAUGAGGAGUACCAGCGCAUCUACGCCACCAAGAUCAAACCGCGGCUGCGGGCAGAAGAGGAGGUGGCCCUGGACCCUGGGGAGACCCAGAGCCGCACUAUCACUGUUACCAGGAGGGUCACUGCCUACACUGUGGACGUCAUUGCUCCGGAAGGAGCCAAGGAUAUUGACAUCAGCAGCCCUGAGUUCAUGGUCAAGAUUCCGAGACAUGAGGUGACUGAAAUCUCCACGGUGGAUGUGGAGACCAGGCCUGGAAAGAUGGUGGUCAAUCUGCCCUCAGGGUUAGAGCUCCAGGGUUCUGGCACCUCAAAAGUCCAGGUCUCCAUGCCAGAAGUCCAGGAAGGGAGCCCGGGUAUCAGUGUUAGUGUGAAGGGCUUGGACUCAGGUGACAAGGCAGCUGUCUGUGUUCCUUCAGGGAAUGUCCCCUGUUCUGUGGGAGCUGGGGCAGCAGAGGCAAAUGAUGGCAAAGUUAAAAUUCCUAACUUGAAGGUGCCUAAGUUUGGGGUUUUGCCAGGGCCUGAGGGCCAGAUAUCAGGGGGUAGUGGGUCCAGUGUGGCCAUCCAGAGUCCACACAUGGAUAUCAGUGUCUCAGGGAUGGAAGGGAAGCUGCAGGAUUUCCAAGUCCCUGCACUGUCCCUUGAGGGCAAGCUAGGCCUAAAGGGGACCAAGCCACAGGGUAGUACUGGAGUGGACAUCUCUGCCCCCCAAAUUGAGGGUGGGGUCACAGGUCCCCCCAUGGAUGUGCCAGCCCCUAGUGUUGGUAUGCAUGUGCCCAUGGUGAAGGGACCUUCAUUCUCCACGCCCACUCUAAAGGCAGAGGGACCUGACCUUGAUGUGACAUUGUCCACAGGGGAAGUGACUCUUUCAGGGGUCUCUGGGGGUGUCAGUCUGCCUGAGGUUGCUCCUGGUGGGCUGGAAGUAAAGAUGAAGGGUGCCAAGGAAAAGACUCCUGAAAUGAUUGUGCAGAAACCCAGAAUCUCCAUGCAGGAUGUGGAUCUGAGCCUCAGGUCCCCCAGACUGAAAGGAGACAUUAAAGUUUCUGCUCCUGAGGUAAAAGGUGAAGGAAAGGGCUCCCAAGUGGCCCUGAAAGGCUCCAGAGUGGACAUAGAGGCACCGAGCAUGGAGGGGGCCUUGUCAGGCCCCAAGCUUGGUGGUCCUGUGGGGAAGACAUGUAGGAUCUCCAUGGCCGAUGUGGACUUGAAUGUCGCUGUGCCCAGAGCAAAAGGUGGUAAGGAUGUCACAUUCCCAAAAGUAGAUGUGAAGGUCGGGGUGCCUGAAGCUGACACCAGAGGUCCUCGAGUGGAUGUCAGUGGCUCAGAUGUGGAGCUUCGUGACCCAGAAUGGAACCUGAAGAUGCCUUCAGCCAGCAUUCUAGGAAUCAAGGGGGAAGCGCCAUGUGUGGACAUAGCUGUCCCUAAAGGGAAUGUCAGUGUUCCAGGGCCGAAGGUCAGUGUGGAAGUGCCAGGUCUCCACGUGGAGGAUCUCGGAGGCAAACUUAGGGGUCCCAAUAGCAAGCUGCCUGAAGUGAGCUUGAAGACACCUCAGGUCUCUGUGCCUGGUGUAGAUGUGUAUGCUAAAGGAACAAAGGUGAAAGGUGAAUGUGGUACAGUGGUACCAAAGCUUGAAGCAGAGGUGCAAGGCCCCGAUGUGGAUGUUCACAGCUCAGACUGGCAUCUAAAGAUGUCCAAGGUGAAGAUGCCCAAGUUCAGCGUGCCUGGCUUCAAAGCAGAGGACCCUGAGGUGGAUGUACACCUGCCUAAGGCCGAUGUAGACAUUUUUGGGCCCAAGGUAGAGGUUGGUGCUCCAGAUACGAGCCUUGAGGGGCGAGAUGUGAAAUUCAAAGGACCAAAGUUUAAAAUGCCAGAAAUGAACAUCAGAGCUCCCAAAAUCUCCAUGCCAGAUGUGGACUUACACUUGAAAGGUCCUCAUUCAAGGGGAGAAUAUGAUGUCACAGCACCAGGUGUUGAGGGUGACAUUAAAGUACCUGAUGUUGAACUUAAAAUGGCCAAAGUAGACAUUGAUGUCCAAGAUGUAGAAGCUCAGGGCCCAGACUGGCACUUAAAGAUGCCCAAGAUGAAAAUGCCCAAGUUCAGCAUGCCUAAUGUCAAAGCACAGAGUCCAGAAGUCAGUGUGAACCUGCCCAAGGCCAGCAUAGAGAUCUCAGGCCCCAAAGUGGAGGUUGGAGCCCCAGAAGUAAAUGUUGAAGUCCCUGAAGGGAAGCUGAAGGGGCCUAAGCUUAAGAUGCCAGAGAUGAACGUCAAAGCCCCCAAGAUCUCCAUGCCUAAUGUGGAUUUGCAUAUGAAAGGUGCAAAGGCAAAGGGGGAAUAUGAUGUUACAGUGCCAAAGCUGGAGGGCAACCUGACAGGCUCCAAGGUAGAUGUUAGUGCUCCAAAUGUAGAUCUUCAUGGCCCGGAUUGGAGCUUGAAAAUGCCCAAGAUGAAAAUGCCCAAGUUCAGCAUGCCCAGUAUGAAAGGAGAUGUUGCAGAAGUUGAUGUGAAUCUGCCCAAAGCUGAUUUAGACAUUUCUGCACCAAAGGUAGAUCUUAGUGCCCCAGAUAUUAGCCUCGAAGGGCCAGAAGGGAAGUUGAAAGGCCCAAAGUUUAAGAUGCCAGAGAUGCACUUCAAAGCUCCAAAGAUGACCCUACCUGAUGUUGCAAUGGAUGUUAAAGGACCUAAAAUAAAAGGGAAUCUAGAUAUAUCUUCAUCAGAUAUAGAGAGUGAGAUGAAAGUUCCAGAUGUGAACCUAAAGGGGCCCAAGGUAGAUACUGAUGCUCCAGAUGUGGAUGUGAAAGGCCCAGACUGGCACCUGAAGAUGCCAAAGGUGAAAAUGCCCAAGUUCAGCAUGCCUGGCUUCAAAGCAGAGGGCCCUGAGGUGGAUGUGAACCUGCCUAAGGCUGACAUUGACGUCUCAGUGCCCAAGGUGGACAUUGAUGUUCCUGAUGUGAGUAUUGAAGGUCCAGAUGCAAAACUGAAGGGCCCCAAGUUCAAGAUGCCUGAGAUGAACAUCAAGGCCCCCAAGAUCUCCAUGCCUGAUAUGAACUUACAUCUGAAAGGGCCUAAAGUGAAGGGCGACAUGGACGUGACUAUGCCCAAAAUAGAAGGUGAAGUGAAAGUUCCAGAUGUGGACCUCAAAGGUCCCAAGGUGGACAUUGACAUUCCAGAUGUGGAUGUGAAAGGCCCAGACUGGCACCUGAAGAUGCCCAAGAUGAAAAUGCCCAAGUUGAGCAUGCCUGGCUUCAAAGCAGAGGGCCCUGAGCUGGAUGUGAACUUACCCAAGGCCGACAUUGACAUCUCAGCACCCAAGGUGGACAUUGAAGGCCCUGAUGUUAGUAUUGAAGGACCAGAUGGAAAGCUAAAAGGUCCGAAGUUCAAGAUGCCUGAGAUGAACAUCAAGACCCCCAAGAUCUCCAUGCCCCAUAUGGAUUUACACCUGAAAGGGCCCAAAGUCAAGGGGGACGUGGACUUGACUGUGCCAAAGGUAGAAGGUGACCUCAGUGGCCCUGAAAUUGAUAUCAAAGGCACCAAAGUGGAUGUGAAUGUUCCAGAUGUAGAUGUGAAAGGCCCAGACUGGCACCUGAAGAUGCCAAAGGUGAAGAUGCCCAAGUUCAGCAUGCCCGGCUUUAAAGCAGAGGGCCCUGAGGUGGAUGUGAACCUGCCUAAGGCUGACAUUGACAUCUCAGUGCCCAAGGUGGGCAUUGAUGUUCCAGACGUGAAUAUCGAAGGUCCAGAUGCAAAAUUAAAGGGCCCCAAAUUUAGGAUGCCGGACGUGAAUAUCAAAGCUCAGAAGAUCUCUAUGCCAGAUGUUAGUUUGCAUUUGAAAGGUCCAAAAGCAAAAGGAGAUUAUGAUGUUACUGUUCCAAAAGGAGGAGAGAUAAAAACUCCUUCUGCUGACAUCAAAGGGCCAAAGGUGGACGUUGAUGUUCCACAUGUGGAUGUGAAAGGCGCCGACUGGCACUUAAAGAUGCCGAAGGUGAAAAUGCCCAAGUUCAGCAUGCCUGGCUUCAAAGCAGAGGGCCCUGAGGUGGAUGUGAAACUGGCCAAGGCCGACAUUGAUGUCACAGUACCCAAGGUGGACAUUGAAGGCCCUGAUGCGAAUAUUGAAGGUCCAGAGGGAAAACUAAAGGGGCCAAAAUUCAAGAUGCCAGACAUGCACUUCAAAGCACCCAAGAUCUCCAUGCCUGAUGUGGAUUUACAUCUGAAGGGUCCCAAAGUCAAGGGCGACAUGGACGUGACUAUGCCACAAAUAGAAGGUGAAGUGAAAGUUCCAGGUGUGGACCUCAAAGGGCCCAAGGUGGACAUUGACGUUCCAGAUGUGGAUGUGAAAGGCCCAGACUGGCACAUGAAAAUGCCGAAGGUGAAAAUGCCCAAGUUCAGCAUGCCCGGCUUCAAAGCAGAGGGCCCUGAGGUGGAUGUGAACUUACCCAAGGCCGACAUUGACAUCUCAGCACCCAAGGUGGACAUUGAUGUUCCUGAUGUGAAUAUUGAAGGUUCAGAUGCAAAAGUGAAGGGCCCCAAGUUCAAGAUGCCUGAGAUGAACAUCAAAGCGCCCAAGAUCUCCAUGCCUGACAUUGAUCUUAACCUGAAAGGGCUAAAAAUGAAGGGUGAUGUGGAUGUCUCUCUGCCCAAAAUGGAAGGUGACCUCAAGGGCCCUGAGGUUGACAUCAAGGGCCCCAAAGUAGAUGUAAAUGUUCCAGAUGUGGAUGUGAAAGGCCCAGACUGGCACUUGAAGAUGCCAAAGGUGAAAAUGCCCAAGUUCAGCAUGCCUGGCUUCAAAGCAGAGGGCCCUGAGGUGGAUGUCAGUCCACCCAAGGUUGACAUUGAUGUCUCAACACCCAAAGUAGACAUUGAUAUUCCUGAUAUGGAUGUGGAAGGACCAGAAGGAAAAUUGAAAGGCUCCAAAUUUAAGAUGCCGAAGUUAAAUAUCAAAGCUCCUAAGAUGUCAAUGCCAAAUGUAGACUUAAAUUUAAAGGCCCCACAUCUGAAAGGAGAGAUAGAUGCUUCUGUCUCUGAAUUGGAAGGUGACCUCAAGGGUCCAGAAGUUGAUUUCAAAGGCCCCAGUGUGGAUGUGGGGGUGCCUGAUGUUGAUCUGCAGUGUCCUGAUCCAAAGUUGAAAGGGCCUAAGUUCAAGAUGCCAGAUAUGCAUUUCAGGGCCCCCAAGAUCUCCAUGCCUGAUGUGGACUUACACUUGAAAGGCUCCAAAGUCAAGGGGGACGUGGAUGUGACUGUGCCAAAAUUGGAAGGAGAUUUGAAAGGGCCCAGUGUGGAUGUGGAGGUGCCUGAUGUUGAUCUGCAGUGUCCUGAUGUGAAAUUGAAAGGUUCCAAGUUCAAGAUGCCAGACUUACACUUGAAGGCCCCCAAGGUCUCUAUGCCUGAUGUUGAUUUAAACUUAAAGGGACCUAAAAUCAAAGGAGACAUAGAUGUUUCUCCUCCAAAGCUAGAGGGAGAAUUAAAGGGUCCUGCAUUGGAUAUCAAAGGCCCCAAAUUGGAUGCUGAUAUGCCAGAUGUAGCUGUGGAAGGCCUAGAUGGGAAAUGGAAAAGUCCGAAGUUUAAGAUGCCAGACAUGCACUUUAAAACUCCCAAAAUUUCCAUGCCAGACAUCGAUCUACACUUGAAGAGUCCCAAGAUGAAGGGUGAGAUGGAUAUAGAUGUUCCCAAGUUAGAAGGAGAGCUCAAAGGGCCACACGUGGACAUUAGUGGUCAAGAUACUGACAUUGAAGGACCAGAGGGCAAAUUGAAACAUUCUAAGUUGAAGAUGCCUGAAAUGCAUCUCAGAGCCCCUAAUAUUUCUAUCCCUGAUGUUGGCCUACAAUUGAAAGGAUCCAGUAUCAAGGCUGAUGCAGAUGUGUCUGGACCUGAAGUAGAAGGUAAAAUUGAAAUACCAGAUGUAGACUUAAAGGGCCCCAAAAUAGAUGUAAAUAUUCCAAAUGUCCAUGGAACAGACUGGCACCUGAAGAUGCCUAAGGUGAAAAUGCCGAAGUUCAGCAUGCCCAGUUUCAAAGCAGAGGGCCCUGAGGUGGAUGUGAACUUACCCAAGGCCGACAUUGACAUCUCAGCACCCAAGGUGGACAUUGAAGGCCCUGAUGUUAGCAUUGAAGGACCAGAAGGAAAGCUAAAAGGUCUGAAGUUCAAAAUGCCUGAGAUGAACAUCAGUGCUCCCAAGAUCUCCAUGCCAGAUUUGGAUCUUAAUCUUAAAGAACCUAAAAUGAAAGGAAAUAUAGAUGUCUCAUUUGCAAAUGUGGAGGCUGAUUUGGAGGGGCCGACACUUGACUUAAAGGGCCCAAAGUUAGAUGUCGACGUUCCAGAUGUUGACAUUAGUAGCCCAGAGGGCAAAUUAAAAGGACCAAAAUUGAAGAUACCUGACAUGCACAUCAACAUGCCCAAGAUCUCUAUGCCAGAUAUUGACUUGAAUUUGAAGAGCUCAUCAGUGAAGGAUGAUGUUGCUAUAUCUGGUCCCAAAUUGGAGGGUGACAUCAAAACUCCUAAGUUGGAUGUGAAGGCUCCAGAUCUGGACGUUUCUGGGCCUAAAAUCAAUAUGGAAGGCAAGUCAAAGAAAUCUCGUUUUAAGCUUCCCAAAUUUAAUUUUUCUGGCUCAAAAGUUCAGGCACCUGACGUAGAUGUCAAAGUUAAAAAGCCAGAUGUUGAUGUAUCUUGUCCAAAAUUUGAUAUUAAUGCUCCUGAUGUUGAAGUCCAAGGAAAAGUGAAAGGAUCCAAGUUCAAAAUGCCUUUCCUGAGCAUUUCAUCACCGAAAGUGUCUAUGCCUGACGUAGAGCUAAAUUUGAAAGGUCCUAAAGUCAAAGGGGACUUAGAGGUUGCGGGCCCUACAUUGGAAGGAGAGAUUAAAGUUCCAAAUGUGGAUAUACACACACCGCAAGUCCAUCUGAAUGCACCUGAUACAGAUGCCCACAGUCCUGAGUGGCACCUCAAAAUGCCCAAAAUGAAAAUGCCCAAGUUUAGCGUGUCUGGCCUCAAAGCAGAUGGGCCUGAUGUGGCUAUGGAUAUGCCAACAGAAGAUAUCAACAUAGGAGGUCUUGGUCUGAAUAUUGAGGGCCCAGAUGUCAAUGUGGAGGGACCAGAGGGAAGUUUAAAAGGACCCAAAUUCAAAAUGCCUGAGAUAAACAUCAAAGCUCCCAAGAUCUCCAUGCCUGAUGUCAACUUAAAUCUGAAAGGCACAAAGGUGAAAGGUGAUGUGGACGUUUCUCUUCCCAAAAUAGCAGGAGAUCUGCAGGGGCCUGAAGCUGACAUUAAAGGCCCCAAAAUGGACAUGAAUGUUCCAGACAUGGAUAUUCAGGUUCCUGACUGGCACCUGAAGAUGCCAAAGGUGAAAAUGCCCAAGUUCAGCGUGCCUGGCUUGAAAGCAGAGGGCCCUGAGGUGGAUGUGAACCUGCCCAAGGCCGACAUUGACAUCUCAACACCCAAGGUGGACAUUGAAGGCCUUGAUGUUAACAUUGACGGACCAGAAGGAAAGCUAAAAGGUCCGAAGUUGAAGAUGCCUGAGAUGAACAUCAGUGCUCCCAAGAUCUCCAUGCCUGAUGUGGACUUUCACCUGAAAGGGCCCAAAGUCAAGGGGGACAUGAAUGCCACCGUGCCCAAAGUGGAAGGUGACCUCCAGGGCCCAGAAUUUGAUAUCAGGGGUCCUGGUAUGAGCAUUGAUGCUCCUGAUGUCAGUAUUGAAGGUGGAGAAGGAACAUUAAAAGGGCCCAAAUUUAAAAUGCCAGCAAUGCACAUCAAAGCCCCCAAGAUUUCCAUGCCGGACUAUGAUUUAAAUCUCAAAGGACCAAAAGCAAAGGGAGAUGUUGCUUUUUCACUACCUAAAGUGGAAGGUGAUCUGAAGGGGCCACAGGUGGACAUUGAAGGACCUGAAGGCAAACUGAAAGCUCCUAGAUUUAAGAUGCCUGAUGUCCAUUUCAAAACCCCACAGAUCUCUAUGAAUGACAUUGACUUGAACUUGAAAGGACCUAAGCUAAAGGGAGAUGUGGGUGUUUGUGUUCCUAAACUAGAAGGAGAUCUGGAAAGCCCUCAGGUAGAGAUGGACAUUCAGGGUCCAGAAGGAAAACUGAAGGGCCCGAAGUUGAAGGUACCUGACUUGCACCUCAAGGCCCCCAAGAUCUCCAUGCCUGAGGUUGACCUGAAUCUGAAGGGUCCAGCAUUGAAGGGUGAUGUGGACAUAUCUCUGCCAAAAGUGGAAGGUGACCUCAAGGGCCCUGAAGUUGACAUCAAAGGUCCCAGAGUGGACCUUGAUGUUCCAGAUGUGGAUGGGAAAGGCCCAGACUGGCACUUGAAGAUGCCAAAGGUGAAAAUGCCCAAGUUCAGCAUGCCCGGCUUCAAAGCAGAGGGCCCAGAGGUGGAUGUGAACCUGCCCAAGGCCGACAUUGAUGUCUCGACGCCCAAGGUGGACAUUGAUGUUCCUGAUGUGAAUAUAGAAGGUCCAGAUGCAAAAGUGAAGGGCCCCAAGUUCAAGAUGCCUGAGAUGAACAUCAAGGCCCCCAAGGUCUCCAUGCCUGAUAUUGACCUAAGUUUGAAAGGACCUAAAGUGAAAGGAGAUUUUGAUGUGUCUGUCCCUAAGGUUGAAGGUGCUCUCCAAUGCCCUGAAGUUCAACUUACGGGACCAAGUCUCGAUUUUGAAGGACCUGCUGCCAAACUCAGUGGCCCUAACUUGAAGAUGCCGUCACUGGACAUAGCUGCUCCUAAAGUAACUGUUCCCGAUGUGGAUUUGCACCUGAAGAUGCCCAAAAUUGGAGUUUCUGGUCCCAAGUUAGAAGGUGGUGAAGUAGACCUUAUGGGGCCUACGGUCGACUUGGAAGCUCCAAGUGUAGAUGUGCAUGUGGUUAGCCCAGAUGUUAACAUUGAAGGGCCAGAUGUGAAAAUUCCUAAGUUUAAGAAACCAAGAUUUGGAUUUGGAGGAAAAGGCCCUAAAGCGGACAUCAAGGACAUCAAGCCGCCAGCACUUGAUGUGACCCUGCCGGAGGCAGAGCUGAGUGUGGAGGCUCCUGAGGUUGAUGUUGGUGGCAAGGGCAAGAAAAGCAAGUUCAAGAUGCCCAAGCUUCACAUGAGCGGUCCUAAGGUGAAGGCCAAGAAGCAGGGCUUCGAUGUGAAUGCUGCCGGGGGUGAAUUUGACACCAGUCCCAAGGCCCCAGAUGUGGAUGUCAGUGUUGCUGGUCCAGAUGCUGCACUUAAAGUUGACGUGAAAUCUCCCAGAACAAAGAAGACUAUGUUUGGGAGGAUGUACUUUCCAGAUGUAGAGUUUGACAUUAAGUCGCCUAAAGUUAAAGCUGAGGCCCAGCUUCCCAGCCCCAAGAUGGAGGGUGCAAUCCAGGUACCAGAUCUGGACCUCUCUUCACCGGGGAUGUACGUGGAGGGUCCAGAGGUUAAGGUGAAGGCCCCCAAGUUCAAGAUGCCGGGUGUGGACAUCUCAGGGCCAAAGAUAGAAGGGGACUUGAAAGGCUCCCAGGUGCAGGCCAAGUUUGGUACACCUGACAUCACCAUCGAAAGCUCAGAUGCCAAAGUCAAAGCACCUUCUUUCGGCAUUUCUACCCCACAGGCCUCCAUGCCUGAUAUGAAUGCUGACUUGAAAGGACCAAAGAUAAAGGGGGAUGUCCCCAGUGUGGGACUCCAAGGACCAGGCAUAGAUCUGCAAGGUCCAGAGGCAAAAAUCAAGUUUCCUAAGCUUUCAGUGCCCAAGGUCAGCAUCCCUGGUGUCACCAUGGAGGCUGAGGCGGGGGGCCAGCUGCCCUCUCUCGAGGGAGGCCCAAAUGCUCUUGAUGUCAGACUGCAAGGGCCCGGGGCUGUGCUAACAGGGCCAGGUAUGGGCCUGCCUGCCUCGAACCUCUCUAUGCCUGAUGUCUCUGGGCCCAACCUUGAUCUCAAUGUGAAAGGACCAAGUCUGAAGGGAGAGCUGGAUGCUUCUACUCCCAGCCUGAAGGUGCAUGGCCCCGGCCUUGCCCUUGGAGGCGGUGGUGUCAAAGUGCCAGGCAUCGAGGUUGGGGUCCCGGAUGUGACACUGAGGGGACCAAACCUGCAGAGAGACCUGGCUGCCUCAGGUGAUGUGAAGUGUCCUAAGAGCUCUAUGAGCUCUGGGGACCUGAGCUUGGAGGCACCACAAAUGGGAUUUAAGCUUCCCCAGAUGGAACUCUCCCAGUUGGGCAUCUCUACACCAGGGUCCAGUGGGGGUGUUAGCAUCAAGGGAGCACAAGGCGUGGGCGAGCUCAAGGGGCAGGGUGUGGGUGUGAGCCUGAAAGGGCCUCAGCUCUGUGCACCUGAUACGGACUUCAACCUUCAGGGACCAAAAGUGACAGGGAGCCUUGGGGCCACCAGAGAGGUGCAAGGGGCUCCUGCAGGAGUCAGCGUUCAAGGCCUAGAAGGAGACCUGCAGCUUCCUGGUGUGACAGUGAUGCCCAGCGUCACAGGCAGCCUGCAGGGCCCUGAGGCUCAUCUGCAUGGGGCCGUCCCCGAGGCCAGCGUCACGGGGCCCUCCUACAGCAUAGUCUCCCCAGAGGCAGAUGGCAGCGUCAGCUUAAAGGGCCUGAAAGUCAAAGGUGGCGUGGAGGUGUCAGGGGGCAUUGGCCACCCUGUGCUCAGCCUGGGCGAGGGGCAGCUCAGUGUCCAAGGCUCCGGGGCCGAGUGGAAGGGACCGCAGGUGUCCUCAGCUCUCAGCGCAGGCCUGCACUUGUCAGGACCAAAGUUAGAAGGUGGUGUGAAGGGGGGCGAGCUCGGACUGGCUGUGUCGGGGGCUCAGGGCCGCAUUCAGAGCGGGGCAGGAAGAGUCACAUUCCCCAAGAUGAAGAUCCCCAAGUUUACCUUCUCUGGCCGUGAACUUGUAGGCCGAGAGGUGGGUGUGGAUGUCGCCUUUCCCGAGGCAGACAUGACAGGGCAGGCUGGUGCCACAGAAGGAGAGUGGGAGGACUCUGAGGUAAAGCUAAAGAAGUCGAAGAUCAAGAUGCCAAAGUUCCCCUUCUCCAAACCCAAGGGCAAGAGCAGUGUCACAGGCUCGCCGGAGGUAUCCAUUGCUGGGUCCAAAGGUGACCUAAAGAGCUCCAAGGCCAGCCUGGGGUCCCUGGAGGGAGAAGUGGAGAUGGAGACGCCCUCCAAAGGCAAGUUCUCUCUGUUUAAGAGCAAGAAGCCGAGGCACCGCUCAAGCUCCUUCAGUGACGACAGGGAGCUCUCUGUGCCUUCCACCCCGACAGGGACUCUGGAGUUUGGGGGUGGUGAGCUGUCUGUGGAGGAAGGGAGGGUGAGAGGCAAGCAUGGCAAGCUCAAAUUUGGUACCUUUGGUGGGCUGGGGUCAAAGAGCAAAGGCCACUAUGAAGUGACGGGGAGUGAUGAGGAAGUGGGCAAGUUGCAGGGCAGUGGUGCACCCCUGGCCUCCAAGUGCCGACUGUCGUCGUCCUCCAGCAAUGACAGUGGGACGAGGGUGAGCGUCCAGCCUGCAGACGCAGAGCUGGCGGUGUCCACCAGGAAGGAGUAGCCGCCGUGGCCGUGCACGCCUCUGCAGACCCAUCCUCGGAGUGCAGCACGGGUGCAAGCUGGCGGACACCUGCAGCCUCGGCAGCGCAGAGCCGUCCUCUCCUGGCGGUGGCCUGGCGCAGUGGCUGCUGCCUGGGCUCCUGGACAACACUCUUCGUGGAGUUUGGUGCGCUGGCCCUGGGAAGAGCCAACAGUAUUUGCCUUAAGAUUUCAGUUUUGUUUUUUUUUUUUUUUGCAUUGAAUGCUGAGAGCUCCUGUUUACUAAGCAAGCUUUUGUUUAUUAUCCUCAUUUGUACCAAACAUUGUUAGUAUUGGGGAAAUGGACGCCCACUUUUUUCAUUGUGAUGACUUUCGGGGCUUUUGUUGGUGAGGGUUGGGCGGGGGAAGUGGUGGAGGCUGAGUGGCUGCUCUCCUGUCCUGGGCUGGAGCUGAUGCCAAUUGCCGUACCCAGUGUGGCCCCAACAGCCGUGGCUGCUGGAAGUGAGCUCUGCGCAGAUGCCCUCCCAUGCAAGUGGCAGUCCUGGCUGUCAUGUCAGGAGGGAGGGAACUGGGUAGGAUCUGUGUGCAGGUUACUCCCCGGCCAGCUGGACACAAGGGACUUCCAUCCUGUGUUUUGUAAGAGAAAUGUUCCACUCGUGACUAGCGUGCUCCUGAUGGUAGUUCUGCUAUCUUUUAACAAAUGUUAUGAUUAAGAAAAUUUCUGGCACUUUAAUGGCAAAAUUAAGAAUGUAAGGAAGUGGACGCUGUACAAGAUAAAUAAAGCUGUUUAUUAACCCUCAUG